AUGUCCAAUCCUCAUACUGUGAUAGAUGUCGAGGCUCAGUCAGGGUACGGCUUUCCGCGCACGGUCACCAUCGACGUCCCGACCGACCAUCCGUCCCAUGCCGGAGUGGGCAUGCCGCGGACGAUGUCGCGCGCGUCGUCGAUUGCCGCCUCUAGUCGCAUCCCCGUGGAGUUUCGCACCCUGAGUUUACAAGUGCAUACCCGUGAAGAUCUCCAUGUCAAUGCCAAACAUGACAAGGAGAAAGGCGAAACAGUGAAGGACCUCGCCACACUCGACUGGCACAAGAUCUCGAUAGAGGAAGCAUUCCAGCGUCUCGCUGUCUCGCCCAAAGUCGGUCUUGAUGCGGCCCAGAUUACUCGACGGGUCGCCGCAUACGGCAAGAACGCCAUCACGCCGCCGAAGUCGAAUAUGAUCUGGAAGGUCCUCGGCUGGAUAUUUGGCGGAUUUGGCAGCCUUCUACUUGCCGCGAGCGUCGUCUGUUUUAUAGCCUGGAAACCGCUAGGAGAACCCAAUCCACAAGCGUCCAAUCUGGCGCUGGCAGUCGUGCUUCUGGUCGUGGUACUACUUCAAGCUCUAUUCAACGCUUGGCAAGACUUCAGCACCUCGCGCGUCAUGUCGUCUAUUAAGGAUAUGCUCCCGGCGGAUGUCGUCGUUCUCCGCGACGGCUCCCAGACGAGCGUCCCUGCGGCCGACCUCGUACCGGGCGAUCUGGUCCAUAUCCCUCUCGGACAGAAGGUUCCCGCCGACUUGCUCCUGGUCGAAGUCAGCAGCGACUUGAAGUUCGACCGUGCUGUCCUGACCGGUGAGAGUGAACCCGUCUCCGGCAAGCUUGACAAGACGGACGACAACUUUCUCGAGACCAAGAAUAUCGCGCUUCAGGGGACGCUUUGUGUGAGCGGUUCCGGUCUGGGCCUCGUCAUACAGACUGGCGACAAUACCGUCUUCGGUCACAUCGCAAAGCUCUCAUCAUCGACGUCCACACACCUCACCAGUCUCCAACGCGAGAUUCUCCGUUUUGUCAUCAUCAUCGCCGCUCUGGCUACUUUGGUCGCGGUUAUUGUGGUCAUAGUAUGGGCUACCUGGCUGAAGAAAGACCAUCCGGACUAUAUCAACGUCAGCGGGCUGCUCAUCGACGUCGUUUCGGUCAUGGUCGCAUUCAUCCCGGAGGGCCUUCCUAUAGCUGUCACCAUAUCGCUGGCGAAGGUUGCGCAUACGUUGAGCAGCCAUAAAGUUCUGUGCAAGUCUUUGUCCAUCGUCGAGACUCUGGGAUCAGUGAACGUCUUAUGUUCGGACAAGACCGGUACCCUCACGCAGAAUAAGAUGACGGUUAACGACGCGGCAGUCUUCGAUACUACAUUCACGCCAGCGGACCUCGACUCGACCGUGAAGGCAGCACAGGACAGCGCAGUGAAGGGCAACAUUCAGCAACUGGCCGCUGUAGCCGCCAUUUGCAAUGCAGCCAGCUUCCAAGGGAACCAGAAAGAAGGGGUGGAGCGCGUUAUAAGCGGAGACGCGACAGAUUCGGCCAUCCUUCGCUUCGCCGAUACCCUCGCGGGCGCUGACGCUACACGUGCGAGAUGGCGCUCACUCUACCGAAUGAACUUCAAUUCGCGGACGAAAUACAUGUGCAUGCUCUCCGAGCCCGCUCACGAGUCGGAUCCGACGCCUGCGCCCAUUGCAGCUUACGAUGCCUUCCGCCCUGGCGAUAUGCUCCUGACGAUCAAAGGCGCACCGGAGAUCCUCUUGCCCCUGUGCACACACGUUGUUCCCGCAAACGGAGACAGGCCGCUACCUCUUUCGGAACACACCAAACGGCGUCUUGUCAUUGUCCAAGAACGGUGGGCCUCGCAGGGCCGGCGCGUGCUUGUCCUUGCACGUCGAAUUGUUCGCUCUGAGGCCUUGUCUAAGCGCUCGCAAGGCGGGGGCUCGGAUGAUCUGGAGGAAGCGGUUCAGAAACUCAUCGGCGAUCUCACUGUUGUCGGGCUUGUAGGCCUCAUCGACCCGCUCAAGCCAGACAUUCCGGAGACUGUUAGGAUCGUCCGCGGUGCCGGUGUACGCUUCUUCGUCGUUACGGGCGAUCACCCCGCUACCGCCGUCGCUAUAGCCGCUCAGGCCGGCAUUGUUACCCAUGUCGACCACGUACAUCAUAUCGAAGAUCUUGGUGACGGCCCUCUCCCUGUGAUCAAGGAGAAGGAGAAGGACGAUCACGACUUCGACGAAGUUACUGAGGUUGAGAGCAUCGUCAUCACCGGCCCUCAACUCGAUACCCUCACCGCCGCCCAAGAAGACCGCCUCUACGCAUAUCGCGAGAUCGUCUUCGCGCGCACGACUCCGGAGCAGAAGCUUCGCAUCGUACGCGCGUUGCAAGCCCGGCAGGGCGUCGUGGCUAUGACAGGGGAUGGAGUGAACGACGCACCAUCCCUUCGUGCUGCAGACUGUGGUAUCGCUAUGGGCAACGGUUCCGAUGUUGCGCGGGAAGCGGCGGAUAUGGUGCUCCUCGAGGACUUCUCCGCUAUUGUCAUCGCGCUUGAGUACGGGCGGCUUGUGUUCGAGAACCUCAAGAAGACCAUUCUGUACCUGUUGCCGGCUGGCAGCUUCUCAGAGCUUAUGCCCAUCCUUCUGAAUGUCUUGAUCGGAGUACCACAGAUGCUGAGCAACAUACAGAUGAUCCUGAUCUGUGUUGCUACUGACGUCCUCCCUGCCCUCAGUAUGUGUUUCGAGCCUCCGGAGACUGGGCUCCUAUCUCGGCCGCCACGCGACGUGAAGAAGGAGCGCCUGGCCGAUUGGAGGUUGCUCUUGCACGCAUACGGUUUUCUCGGCAUAUUGGAGUCGCUAUGUGCAAUGUCCAUGUCCUUCUGGUUCUUGCAGCGUCGCGGCAUCCCUUUCUCGUCGUUGGCGCUUGGCUUCGGAAACUGGCCCGGCCUUACGAAUGACCUACUCUUCGAAGCGCAGAACAUCUACUUCUUCACGCUAGUCCUGAUGCAAUGGGGCAAUCUCCUUGCGACGCGUACCCGCAAGACCAGCAUUCUCCAGAUGCCUCCCUCUUGGAAGAUCAACCGUGCUGUCAUUCCGGCUGCGUUACUUGCGCUCUCUAUCGGAAUCUUCUUCUCUUAUGUUCCAGCGUUUCAUAGCGUCUUUCAGACGCACGAUAUACCCGUGGAGUACUUCUUCCUACCGAUGGCGUAUGGGCUCGGGCUACUUAUACUUGAUGAAACGCGUAAGCUAGCGAAUCGCCGGUAUCCGCAUAGUUUAGUGGCUUGGUUAGCGUGGUGA
Messenger RNA from Peniophora sp. CBMAI 1063, 3273 nucleotides. NCBI's taxonomy places the organism in Eukaryota, Fungi, Basidiomycota, Agaricomycetes, Russulales, Peniophoraceae. The record is from the annotation of a GenBank genome assembly.